Molecule: messenger RNA, 1808 nt
Organism: Cololabis saira (Pacific saury)
Lineage: Eukaryota; Metazoa; Chordata; Actinopteri; Beloniformes; Belonidae
Gene: baiap2l2b
Product: BAR/IMD domain containing adaptor protein 2 like 2b
Exons: 14
Coding region: 1-1473 (490 amino acids)
Biological process (GO): actin crosslink formation; positive regulation of actin filament polymerization; actin filament bundle assembly
Cellular component (GO): cytosol; nucleoplasm
Molecular function (GO): protein binding
Source: RefSeq, a predicted model, not a curated record
AUGUCAGGAGUCAGCAGUGACCAGUUGCACAAAUCAACUUUAAGUGUCUACACAAACCUGAUGGAGUACUUUAACCCUGGUCUUCAGAAGCUUGUUGCACUUGGAAACAGCUACGUUAAGGCUUUCCAAGCUUUAGCGGUUUGCAGUGAGGCUUACUUCAGUGCCGUGGCUAAGAUGGGCGAUCAGGCCCUUCACACGCUUUCAUCUCGUUCUCUCGGGGAUGUCCUGAUCCAGAUGUCAGAAACGCAAAGACGACUCACUGCAGAGAUGGAAGGGGUGUUUCAGUGGUUCCAGAUAGAGGUGCUGCAGGCGAUGGAGAAGAAAGUCAAGUUGGAUGAGGAAUACAUUGAUGGCAGUCGCAGAGUGUAUGAGCUGGAGGUGAGGAACCAGGCGGAGGCUCUCGAGAAACAGCUCAGACGUGGAACCUUCAGAGACUCUCUGGAGAACAGUGAAUACAUGUUGUACUUGAGACAGAGCCAGCAGGACAUCCUCAAGGAAGAGGAGAGGAGGUAUCGCUUCUUGGCAGAGAAGCACUGCGGCCUCACACAAUCACUACUCUUCUUAAUAAAUAAGGCUGGUGGAUCUCUCCAGCAAAAGGCAGAUGGAUGGAAGGAGAAAGUGAACGAGACCAGAUCUCAAACUCCUACCCAUUUGGACCAAGAGUUGCAGCUCCGAGGUUCAGUGAGCUCCCUGCUGCAGACAGUUGCCAGAGAUGAGGAUAUGUCUUGGGCCAGGAGAGAGCAGCAGGCGCUGGGCAGGGUACCAUCUAGAGCACCAUCUCCCCUCCCCAGCCGCUCACGCUCUAGUUCAGUGGGAGAAUCUCUGGGUCUUGGAGCGGGAAGAACCAUGAGAGCCCUGGUGUCUCACCCCUCCUCAUCCAAUCCAAAGCUCCUGCCUUUCAACAGGGGAGAGACUGUCACCGUACUGGUCCAGGAGUCACGCAACGGCUGGCUGUAUGGACGCACUGAUAGCAGCCUGCGUCAGGGCUGGUUCCCUGCCGCAUAUGUGGCUCCGGUUGAAGAUUUCUCCAACACUUUAGCAACCAGUGGCGGUUCUGGUCGAAGCCACAGCAUGAACAAUCUGGUGGACGCAGAAACCUACAACGAGCAACCAGAGGGCAAAGGUUAUGGUGAUAUUCCGCCUCCAGCCACACCCAACCGCAGGGUCUCUGUUGACUUCCAACUGAUCUCUCCGGCCCCUGAGAAGAAAGCCGAACCAGCGAUGGAGACAAAGCCUCCACCUCCUCCCCCUCCACCACCACUACCAAGUCAGAAUCUCAGAAGAGGUUCAGCAGAGUUUCGAGCAAUCUCUCCCAAUUCAGAUAGGAAGGCUGACUCAGCAGCUGAUGUCCAGACAUUGUCACCACAAGGGCAACCUGAAAACCCUUUAUUUCCCAGAGGCACAAACCCAUUUGCCACAGUGAAGCUUCGCCCCACAACAACCAAUGACAGAUCUGCUCCUCGAAUCCACUGAUCUAUCAUCUCUGCAGGCCGAGUUUGUGACUCCUGCUGGGAGAUUUGGUUCUGGAAACAGGAGAUAUAUUUUUGUUGACAUUUUUGAAAUGUGAGGCCUCCUUUCCUGAUGUCCAGAGGGACUGAGAUAUUAUUUAAGAUGAACAACUUAUACCAGAUGUAAAAAGUAAACCAUGAUCUAGAAUAGUUUGAACAAUUUUUGUAUAUUAACUAAGUUGCUAGUUUGUUUGAUGUUCGAAUAGUUUUUCUUUUUCUUUUCAGACUGCUCUAUGUUUUAGCCACAGAACUAUGGCCAGCAUAAAUACUAGCAAAAAACAGGGACACAAGAAGCCUGAC